Molecule: messenger RNA, 1221 nt
Organism: Drepanopeziza brunnea f. sp. 'multigermtubi' MB_m1
Lineage: Eukaryota; Fungi; Ascomycota; Leotiomycetes; Helotiales; Drepanopezizaceae
Source: RefSeq, a predicted model, not a curated record
AUGCUCCGUAUCAAUUACUACAUCUCCGGACACGGCUAUGGCCAUGCAACCCGCUCAGCGCAGCUUGUGUCCGCGCUCCUCUCGGCCUCUCCCACCACCCUCGUGACGAUCAUCACAACCGCCCCCAGCCAUCUCUUCCCAUCCUCACCAAGAGUGUCUUUCAUCGCCCAAGAAGUAGAUUCCGCCAUCAUCCAGCCCCAGCCCUACACCAUUGAUGCCCCCGCCAGCUUUGCCAAGUUGAAAACGUUCCUAGCCAGCACAGAAACCCCAGAGUGGCGGGCCAAGACAGCGGACAUCUUGGACCAGACGCAAUGUGACCUCGUGCUGGCCGAUGCUCCGUAUCCCGUUGCGUGGACCAGUGCGAGGGAGAAAGGGAUCAAGAGCGUGCUGGUGUCGAACUUUUCAUUCGACUCCAUCUUUGAGCAGCUCUUGACCUACCUCCCCGCCGAGUCCAGGGGUGCCGAGAAGGAGAUGGUGCAGAAGAUCGAGAAGCUGUACGCUACUUACGACUACAUAGUGAGACUGCCGGGAUACAUCCCGUUCCCGUUUGCGGACAAGUACUGGACGGUCGAGGAGAGAGCUCGGCGGUUGAUCGAUGCACCGCUGGUGUUCCGUCCGCCGCGGACAUCGAGAAGUAACGUUCUGAAGCUGCUGGGCAUACCAGAGGAAUUUCACGAGCACAGGGUCCUGCUUGUGCAGUUUGGAGGCCAGAUCGUAGAUGCGACGGGGGAAUCGACCGUGCCUCAGCUGCCGGAUGGGUGGAUAUGCCUCUCGUCCACGCCGGUUGAGGAUCCGAGGUUCUUUACCUUUCCCAAGGAUGUGUACUCCCCAGACCUGGUGGCUGCAUCGAAUGUUGUACUGGGGAAGAUCGGAUACGGUACCGUUUCGGAGUGCGUGGGCAUGAACAAGGCACUGAUCUAUGUCAUUCGGCCUAUGUUUGCGGAAGAACCGGGACUUCUGAGGUAUAUGGAAGAGAAUGGGGUCUGUGGGGAGAUUUCAGUGGCAGACUACGAAAGUGGCAACUUACCUUUCUCUACUGUCCGAGUUUUAAACGAGUACCCUACCGCAAAGACCUACAAAGGCUUACUGGCUCCAUCUCUCGUAGGGGCUGGCUCGAUCGAAAAAGCCUCAAAGGCACACGGACAAAAAGAGCACGUAGAUGUUGCAGAGGAGAGCCCGCGAGUAGCACAGAUGAUAGGGGCCCUUGUGGUCCAAGAAUGA